This is a messenger RNA of Entelurus aequoreus (snake pipefish), 2440 nucleotides long. RefSeq names its product gastrula zinc finger protein XlCGF17.1-like. Gene Ontology annotation, biological process: regulation of transcription by RNA polymerase II. The record is from RefSeq and is a predicted model, not a curated record. Gene Ontology annotation, cellular component: nucleus. The transcript has 2 exons. Bases 322 to 1395 code for a protein of 357 amino acids. Gene Ontology annotation, molecular function: DNA-binding transcription factor activity, RNA polymerase II-specific; RNA polymerase II cis-regulatory region sequence-specific DNA binding. NCBI's taxonomy places the organism in Eukaryota, Metazoa, Chordata, Actinopteri, Syngnathiformes, Syngnathidae.
UUUAACAAUAAGUACAGGUACAUACUUUUGCGAACCGUUGUUUUAACAAAGCAAAAUGCCUUUAUUUUGAAAAAGACUGCUGUCAAGUGGGGAACGGAAGUUGCUGACUUCUCGCACAUGCGCAAUCUGAUCGAGCAUUGGCAAAGGCGGCAGACUGAGCGGAUGUGACAUUCCGGAGAAGUUUCACUUUUAGGAUAUUUAUAGAUCCAUGUAUAUAGUAUCAAAUAUCUCAGGGUUUGUCUUUUUUUGUGAAGCCCCACGAAACGGAAGUUGAGUUUUGAGCGAUGUUAUCUGAAGUGAAGAUUGAAGACGCGAUAGAAGAUGGACGACUACUGCUAUGCUAAGAUGGCGACGUCCGGUAAAAGAGAACUUGAAAGAGAAUCAGAAACUUCCAGCAAAUCACCGACGGAGACAAAGACGAAAGAUGAAGCAGAUGUCCAGCAGCCGAUUGGUCAUCCAAAAGAACUUCCAGCCCAAUUAGGUGGGAGCUCCACUUUGAAGCAAGAGACUCCACCCCACAUUAAAGAGGAAAAGGAGGAACUCGGGAUCACUCAGGAGGGAGAGUGUCUUCUCGGGUCGCAGGAAGCUGAUUUCGACAAGUUGCCACUGACUGUUGUCUCUGUGAAGACUGAAUAUGAUGAAGAGAAACCACAACUAGACAACCUCUUAGCUCCACUAUCAGAUAGUGAGACUGAAGAUGAGGUUGAAGUAACUUUGAGCAGCGAUACAGACUGUGAAGAUGAUAUGAGGACUCAUACCGACAAACACUCUGAAUGCUCGAAAAGGAAGAGCGGUGAAAAAUGUUUAAGCUGCUCAGUUUGUGGUAAAGACUUUACUAAGAAGAGCCAUUUGACUCAACACAUGAGAACACACACAGGGGAAAAACCAUUUAAUUGCUCAGUUUGCGAUAAAAGCUUUGUUUCCAAAUCAGGUUUGACUAAACACAUAAUGAAACACACUGGACAUAAACAGUUUAGUUGUUCAGUAUGUGGUAAAAGCUUUUAUCAAAAGAGCAUUCUGACUGACCACAUGAGAACACAUUCAGGAGAAAAACCUUUUAACUGUUCAGUUUGUAGCAAAAGAUUUACUGAAAAGAGCCAUUUGACUCAACACAUGAGAACACAUACUGGAGAGAAACCAUUUAAUUGUUCAGUUUGCGGUAAGCGCUUUUCUCAAAAGAGGAAUAUGAUUGAACACAUGAGAACGCACACAGGAGAAAAACCGUUUAAUUGUUCAGAUUGCGGCAAAAGCUUUACGGAAAAGAGCCAUUUGACUCAGCACGUGAGAACGCACACAGGUGAGAAACCAUUCAACUGUUCAGAUUGUGGUAAAAGAUUUUCUCAAAAGAGCAAUUUGUCUCGACACGAGAGCACACACAGGAGAAAAAACAUUUGAUUGUUCAGUUUGCGGAAACAACUUUUCUCAUGAGAGCAUUUUGAUUCAACAUAUGAGAACCAACACAGGAGAACAACAUUUAAUUGCCCAGUGUGUGGUAAAUACUUUGUUCGAAAUGUGAUUAGACAAACCCAGGACUUCCUCAAAAAUGUUUUGCUGUUUCUUUCAUAAAUAUCCGAUGUAUUAGUGCAAAGUGGGACUAUCUGGUGCAUAAUCUUAUACCCUCAUGACUUAACGUCUUUUGCAUAUCCAAAUAUUUUCUGUAUUGCUGAGUUGUUUAUGACUUCACAUAUGCUUUGCUUUAUUGCAGGGUAAUGCACAUGGAGGGCAAACAAGCUUGAGCCUGGCAAUCAAUCAAGUGAUUGAAGUGAAGAGUUUAACCUGAAAAUGCCGCUUUGCUGUGCUGUGGCAAGCAUAAAAAAUGGCAAAUAGGAAAGCGUUCUUACAGUGUCUCGGAAGAAAUGGUUCAUAAAGGGAAUAUAGUUGAGGAUAUUUAUGAAAGCGUGCUAAGGGAAAUGGUUCUCCAACUGUCACUUUCAUCUUGUAGAGCAGUCGGAGCAUGCUCGUGUCUGCACUUUGUUUGAACAUUGGAUUUGUUUGAGAAACUUUCUGUGAUGCAAACAUUUUUUUUUAACUAUAUAGUUGAAUAAAUAAUUAUAACUCACGUCUGUUUUUCUUCUCGGCGGUUUAAUUCACGUGAUGGUCAAGCAACUUGAGCGUAGCAUUAAAACAAGUGAGUGUGAAGUUUGAGGAGAACAUUUUGUAUUGCUGUUCUGUUUUUGGGUGUUACCAGUCAUUCAAAUAAAUGGAUAGAUAAGAACGUAUCUAUAGUCCCAAAAUGAGUGGUUUAUAAUGUUAAUAAAGUCAGGGAUAAAAACAAAAGUGUCUCUUAAAAAUAUCACUUUCAUUAUCUGGUGUAAUACAAUCGGACCAUGCUUGUGUCUGCAGCCAUCACUUUGUAAAAUAUUUGUUUGAACAUUUGAUUUGUUUGAAAAACUCUGUGAUGCAAUUGAAUUUAUUCUCUACUAUAUUAGUAAUGUUUGAG